AUGCCGAAGAAUGCUUUUCCUCGCCUUGCUCAGGAGGAGCUCCUUGCUUUGCUGAGACCUUUCACCAUUAUGGAUAUCCAUAAGGAAAUCUUUGAGAUGAAGCCCUUUCAAGCCCCCGGGCCGAACGGUUUUCAUGCAGCUUUCUAUCAGCAGGCCUGGAGUGUGGUUGGGAAGUCCCUUACUGAUAUGGCUCUGGAUUUCUUCAACUCUGGAGCGCUCCCGGCCGAGGUUUCCGAGUCUACAGUCGUGCUCAUUCCCAAGGUUGACCACCCAGAGUUUGUGACUCAGCUUCGGCCUAUCUCAUUGAACAAUGUGAGCCUUAAGGCCAUCACCAAAGCUAUCACUAGUAGGUUGAAGCCGGUCAUGAGGAAUCUCAUCUCUCCUCGCCAAAGCAGCUUCAUCCCAGGUCGUCAAACUACAGAUAACGUUAUAGUCGUGCAGGAGGUUCUUCACUCACUCAGGAAGAGGAAGGGAAAGAAAGGGGGUCUGAUCCUUAAGAUCGACCUCGAGAAAGCGUAUGACAUGCUUAGGUGGGAUUUCCUUUGCGAUACUUUGAUGGAGGUGGGGCUUCCCAGCUCUUGGAUCCGGUGCAUCAUGUAUUGUGUGGAGCAGAACAAGAUGUGCAUUCUCUGGAAUGACACUCUGUCAUCCCCCAUUAUCCCUACCCGCGGUGUUCGCCAGGGAGAUCCCCUUUCCCCAUAUCUUUUUGUUUUAUGUAUGGAGCGAUUAUCUCAUAGAAUUGAUGCGGCCCUCCAUAGUGGGCAAUGGAAGCCUAUUAAGCUCACUAGGGACGGGCCACCUGAUGACUCGGUAUUUGCACAUAUUUUCCCCUUUGUUUCUUGA
Linum trigynum is the source of this 843-nucleotide messenger RNA. NCBI's taxonomy places the organism in Eukaryota, Viridiplantae, Streptophyta, Magnoliopsida, Malpighiales, Linaceae. The record is from the annotation of a GenBank genome assembly.